GGACACGGGCCCUCUGUUCCCGCCGUGAAACGGGCAUUAGAACGAGGGUGUCAGGGCGUAAAAUCAGUAGAAGACAGGGGCUGGAGCCAUAGCACAGCGGUAGGGCGUUUGCCUUGCACGCAGCCGACCCAGGUUCGAAUCCCAGCAUCCCAUAUGGUCCUCUGAGCACCGCCAGGGGUAAUUCCUGAGUGCAGAGCCAGGAGUAACCCCUGUGCAUUGCCGGGUGUGACCCAAAAAGAAAAAAAAAAAUCAGUAGAAGACAGAAGCCCUGGCCAGACACGCUGGAGCUCCGGGCCCUGGCAGGGAGUGCCCAGUAGGGCGGGCACUGGCCAGCCCCGCUCCAAACAAGGCUGCGGCGGCAGGGAGCCCCCAGAGGCCCAGCCCCCGCAGCCCGCACCCUGGGGAGGGGACCCAGCCGUGAGGAAGUGCGCCUCAUCCGGCCACGUCUCCCAGCCAGCGGGGCCCCCUCCCUCCGGCUGGACGUCUGGGUGAGAGCUCCGGGCCAGCUGUCACUGGCCGGCCACCCCCAGCCCAGCACUGACACCUGAAACCCAGGCCUGGCUGAGUGGCCAGGAGCCUAGCGGGGGCCGUGUCCACGUCUCGAGGGACCCCUCGCCCUGGGGCAGCGCGGAGAUGUCUCUGUCCAGCCGUGUGCCCGGCCGCCGGCCAGUCCUCCGGACCCUGGGCUUCCUGCUGCUUCUCCUCCAAGCUGCUGCUGCCAGAAGUUUCUGGAAACAGGCGCUGCGUGAGGGACGGGCAGAGGAGUCCCACGACGAGCCUCACGCUGACCAGUGCCCGCCACCCCCGCAGUCCCUGCCCGAGGGCGCCUGCCAGGCCGAGCGCUGUCAGGCGGAUGCCGAGUGCCCCCGGCCCCAAGGCUGCUGCUACAACGGCUGUGUCUUCACCUGCCUGGAGACCGUGCCGGACCCCCCAGUCUUGGUCUGCAGCACCACGGAGGACGGGGACGAGCCGCUGCGCUGCCCCUCGGGCUACGAGUGCCACAUCCUGAGCCCCGGCGAUGCGGCCCAGGGGGUCCCCAACCGCGGGCAGUGCGUGCAGCAGCAGCAGCCAGAUGCUGGUGAGCAGUCCUGGGAGACCCUGGACCGCGCCCCCGAGGAUGUGUCAGACAGGGCCCGGGGCCCCCGGGGGCCCACCUAAGGACGCCACGGCUGGCAGCACCCGGAGCAGCCAGUGAGGGGACGGACCCAGGACCCGGAGGACGGGGCAAGCAGCGUCUGGCCCUGCAGCCCGGGGCCUCCCCCCAGCUGGCCUCGCCCCUCCCCCCAGGACGCAGAUACCCCCUCCCCCAGCAGGGGGGUGGGAGGGGGAGGGGGCCACAUGCCCCCAAGGCCAGGGCCCCGCCCAGCCGCGGCUCAGCCCUGCAGCGGCCUCCCCCACUCCGUGCAUCCACAAUAAAUCUCACGCGGAGCUGGA
Molecule: messenger RNA, 1434 nt
Organism: Sorex araneus (European shrew)
Lineage: Eukaryota; Metazoa; Chordata; Mammalia; Eulipotyphla; Soricidae
Gene: WFDC1
Product: WAP four-disulfide core domain 1
Exons: 6
Coding region: 634-1158 (174 amino acids)
Biological process (GO): regulation of cell growth
Cellular component (GO): extracellular region
Molecular function (GO): peptidase inhibitor activity
Source: RefSeq, a predicted model, not a curated record